This is a messenger RNA of Trichobilharzia regenti, 267 nucleotides long. The record is from the annotation of a GenBank genome assembly. Lineage: Eukaryota; Metazoa; Platyhelminthes; Trematoda; Strigeidida; Schistosomatidae.
AUGAAAAUUACAACAAUUUUGAUAUUACUUAUGUUAUUCGUGGUUCAAUUUGGAAAUGCAAAUCUCGUAGCAUUAUCAAAAGACAAUAAUAUAAAUUGUGAACCAAUAGCAUGUAAAUCAACGAAAAGUGAAUUAUUAGGAGAGAAGGAGAAGAAGAAAAAACCCCUGACAAAACCAUCACAGAUUGAUCAAACUACUCAAUAUCUAUCAAAAGAUAAACGUUGGUUAAACAUUAUAUUAGGAGUAUUAAGUGCUCUAUUUAAAUAA